Benincasa hispida (wax gourd) is the source of this 1910-nucleotide messenger RNA. Its product is annotated as ubiquitin carboxyl-terminal hydrolase 6. The record is from RefSeq and is a predicted model, not a curated record. Gene Ontology annotation, biological process: proteasome-mediated ubiquitin-dependent protein catabolic process; regulation of proteasomal protein catabolic process; protein deubiquitination. Lineage: Eukaryota; Viridiplantae; Streptophyta; Magnoliopsida; Cucurbitales; Cucurbitaceae. Gene Ontology annotation, molecular function: cysteine-type deubiquitinase activity; proteasome binding; protein binding.
AGUUGGGAGGCAAAUUGUUGAAUCAGCAAGAAAUUCAGAGGUCCGCUUUACCGCCUCUCCAAGACAAUUCUUCUUCUUCUCCUUCUUCUCCUUCUUCUUCUUCAACCUCUUCGCCCAUUCUUCUACCUCUGUCGGGAACCCUGUAAUCAUGAUUAAAGUGAGUGUAAAGUGGCAAAAAGAGCUGUUCCGUGAUGUUGAAAUUGACACCAGUCUGCCCCCAUAUGUUUUCAAGGGCCAGUUGUAUGAACUCACAGGGGUACCUCCUGAAAGGCAGAAGAUUAUGGUUAAGGGUGGUAUACUGAAGGAUGAUGCAGAUUGGUCAACGGUAGGAGUAAAAGAGGGUCAAAAAUUAAUGAUGAUGGGCACAGCAGAUGAGAUUGUUAAGGCCCCAGAGAAGGGCCCUGUCUUUAUAGAAGAUCUUCCUGAAGAGGAACAAGUUAUUGCAGUGGGUCACAGUGCUGGCUUGUUUAAUUUGGGAAACACAUGUUACAUGAAUUCAACAUUACAGUGUUUGCAUUCUGUUCCCGAGCUGAAGUCGGCUUUGAUUAAGUACUCUAAUGCUGGCCGUAGUGAUGUGGAUCAAACUUCACACAUGUUAACUAUUGCAACCCGGGAUUUAUUCAGUGAGCUUGAUAGAAGUGUCAAGGCAGUGGCACCUAUGCAGUUCUGGAUGGUGCUGCGGAAAAAAUAUCCUCAAUUUGGCCAGCUGCAGAAUAGUACAUUCAUGCAACAAGAUGCUGAAGAAUGUUGGACACAACUUCUUUACACUCUAUCUCAGUCCCUUCGGUCAGCAGGUUCCAGUGAAAUCCCCGAUGCUGUAAAGGACCUAUUUGGCAUUGAUCUUGUUAGCAGAGUACAUUGUCAGGAAAGUGGAGAGGAAAGUUCGGAAGCAGAAUCAGUUUAUUCACUUAAAUGUCAUAUAUCACAAGAAGUGAACCAUUUGAGUGAAGGAUUAAAGCAUGGUUUAAAAUCAGAAAUAGAUAAAGUAUCUCCUUCACUGGGGCGCAGUGCAAUUUUCUUGAAGGAAUCUCGUAUUAAUAGCCUGCCAAGGUAUUUGACAAUUCAAUUUGUCCGCUUUUUUUGGAAGAGGGAGUCAAAUCAGAAGGCCAAAAUUUUGAGGAAAGUGGAUUAUCCUUUGGAGUUGGAUGUGUUUGAUUUGUGUUCAGAUGAUCUUCGCAAACAAUUGGAAGGUCCUCGACUGCUUUUGAGGAAUGAGGAAGGCAAAAAACUUGGUCUGAAACCCAAUGAGAAGACUUCCGAUUCUGCGGACAAGGAUGUAAAGAUAUCUGAUGCAGAAGGUACAUCUACUGGGAUUGAAGCACAGUCAAGUAUUACACCUCAAGAAGAUGCCCCCUCUUCUGACAAGGAAGUACAAAUGACUGGAAUUUAUGAUUUGGUAGCUGUGUUGACCCACAAGGGAAGGAGUGCAGAUUCAGGACAUUAUGUUGCCUGGGUCAAGCAAGAAAGCGGGAAGUGGAUUGAAUAUGAUGAUGAUAACCCCAUUGCACAGAGAGAAGAAGACAUCUUAAAGCUAUCGGGUGGAGGUGACUGGCAUAUGGCAUAUAUAUGCAUGUACAAGGCUCGUGUUGUCCCUAAGUGAUCUCAUUUAUGUUCAAAUUUAAUGCGAGGGCUUCCACAAUUGGCUAAAAGAUUUCAUCAACUAAGUUUGCUUGCCAGAAACUUUCCUAUGUACGCCAAGUGUUUCAAGUAGUUUGGUCUAGCAGCUUGGUGACUAGAAAGCAAGCUGGGCGGUCUGGUUAGAUAUUUUUUUAGAACCAAAUAUGUCAUGUUUAAAUGUGUGGAUCAUUGGCACUGUUUUAUUUACUACCUCUCUAUUUCUGUAUUGGACAAUUUUACAAUUAGAUUUUUCCGUUCUAUUUAUGAACAGGGAAACCAAGUAGUUUUGCUUA